Molecule: messenger RNA, 2937 nt
Organism: Fusarium falciforme
Lineage: Eukaryota; Fungi; Ascomycota; Sordariomycetes; Hypocreales; Nectriaceae
Product: PNP-UDP-1 domain-containing protein
Exons: 3
Coding region: 1-2937 (978 amino acids)
Biological process (GO): nucleoside metabolic process
Molecular function (GO): protein binding; catalytic activity
Source: RefSeq, a predicted model, not a curated record
AUGGCUAUGCUCGAUGAGAUACACCCUGACCCCCCCAAGCACCAGAAUGAUCACAAUAAUUACAUUCUUGGGUCUAUUGGCUCUCAUAAUAUUGUCAUAGCCUGCUUGCCUCUGGGUAAGAUUGGAACCAACCCAGCAGCCACCGUUGCAGCAAGAAUGAUGAGCACUUUUCCGGCUAUCAAGGUUGGCCACAUGGUCGGCAUAGGAGGCGGUAUACCAUCCUCAGGUGUCAGAUUGGGCGACGUCGUGGUUGGAACCCCUGAUGGCAUCUACCCUGGUGUAGUUCAAUGGGAUUCGGGGAAGGCGGAGACCGAAGGCUUCAAGAGAACCGGUGCAUUGAACAAUCCGCCAACCGUUCUCUCAACCGCUGCGACACGAUUGUACACAAAGCAUGAGAUGCAAGGCUCCAAGAUACCUCAGUAUCUCGAUGAUCUCAAGCGGAAUUGGCCGAAAUUGGCGUCCAGAUAUUAUUGGUCGGCGAGCUUCACUGACCCCCUAGUGCCUGAUGGACGACCUGGCAAGCCCGAAGAUCUGAGGGUGCAUUAUGGGCUCAUUGCUUCUGGCAAUCAAGUCAUCAGAGAUGAGAAGUUUCGUGACCGCCUUAACCAACAGCUUGGCGGAAGGCUCCUGUGUGUGGAAAUGGAGGCUGCAGGGUUGAUGAACGAUUUCCCCUGCCUUGUCAUUCGGGGUAUAUGCGACUAUGCAGACUCUGAAAAGAGUAAAGAAUGGCAGGAAUAUGCUGCAGCUGUGGCCGCAGCUUAUGCACGGGAGCUUCUAGAGACUCUACAGCCCGGCGAAGUGAUCAGAGAACGUUUUAUGGAAGACAUACUGAACCAGAUCGGCGAAAGUGCAUCCAAACUCGAGGCAAAGAUGGAUAGAGAGCAGAACAGCAAGAGCCUCAAUUGGCUUACUUCUGUUGACUACAGUCCUCAGUAUAACAACUUCUUGACAAGGGUCCAAAGCGGGACCGGCCAGUGGUUAGUACAAUCUCCAGAGUAUCAAGCUUGGCUUGGGUCUUCCGGGAAGACUCUGUUCUGCUCAGGGAUUCCUGGCGCAGGAAAAACAAUGCUUGCCACAAUCAUCAUCAGCGACAUCCUUGAGAGGUUCAGACAUGACACUUCGGUCGGUAUAGCCUUCAUCUAUGGCGACUUUCAACGGAUAGCACAGCAAACACCUGUAGAGCUCCUCUCAAGCCUGCUUGAACAACUAGGAAAUGGCGGAUUUGGGUUGAAAACCAUCCAAGACCUCCAUGAUCGACACGAAUACAGGAGAACACGGCCAGAGCACGACGAAAUCCACAGACUUCUCCAUUCAGUAGCAAAACACCAUGCGAAAGUGUUCAUUAUCGUUGAUGCUCUGGAUGAAUUACAAGUCUCUGAUGGCAGCCUCGCCGUCUUCUUAGAUGACCUUUUCAGCCUUCAACAAAUGGACAAUGUCUUUCUCUUUGCAACUUCAAGAAAUAAGCCGUCCAUAACGAGAAGGUUCGACAAUGGCCUCCGUCUUGAGAUUCAAGCUAGGAAGGAGGAUGUGGAGAAAUAUCUUGACGGCCGGAUGGAGAAACUACUCCCCUGGGCUCAUGAGGAUAAGGAGAUGGGGAAGCUAGUCAAGAACAAGAUCGUCCAAUCGACACAGGGAAUGUUUCUGCUUGCUCAGCUUCACUUGAAUGCGCUUGUUGGAAAGACGACUCUGAAAGGCAUUAAAACCUAUCUCAACAGUCUGCCAACUGGCUCCGGCCCUCAAGUCUAUCAGCACGUGUACGAUGAUGCUAUGAGGCGGAUUUCUGAUCAGCCGAGCGAGCGGGAAAAGCUCGCCAUAGAAGUCCUGUCGUGGCUCACCCUCGCCCAAAGGCCGAUGACAACAACAGAGAUUCAACUCUUCCUAGCCGUUGAACACAACCAGACUCAUAUUGACCCCGAAAAUCUGCCGGGAUCUGAUGAUAUGGUGGCUGUAUGCGCUGGAUUGGUCACAGUCGACGCUGAAAGCGACGCCAUUCGGCUAGUUCAUUAUACAGCUCAGGAAUAUUUCGAGACGAGGCUCGAUUGGAUUGCCACUGCGGAGGCAUAUAUCACGAAGGUUUGCCUGGCAUACCUGUCCUUGGAUUACUUCGAGGACGAGUUCUGGGACAAACGGGACAGCGAGCUUGUGUCAUGGUGGCGGCAGAAGUAUUGGGGUGGCUACAAGGACGAAGCCAAAGAUUUUGAGCACGACCUAACCCCACCCAGGAAUGGCCUCAAGCCAGCGGGCAAAGUCAUGGAAGCUUAUGAGUACGCCUCGAAAUUCUGGGGUCAUCAUGCUUACAGAGCUAGUGAAGUUGACCAAGACGUCCUUCUUUUCCUUGAGAAGCAGAGUGAAGUAAAGGCAUCAUGGCGUCUGCUGCACAACCAUGGAUUAUUCACUCCUGCCUUUAUUUACGGCGAGGAGGACGUCGGAAUACUGGCGGCUACCUACUUUGGACUGGAUCGUAUACUCAAUCUACUCCUCAGAGACUUGAGCAAUGGUGAUACACCAGCUAUCAGUCACGCUACACCUUUAGCCUUCGCUACUUAUCAUGGCCAUGAGAAAGCUGCCCUGGUUCUCAUUGAAAACGGCGCCGGCGUCAACGGAAUGUCAUUCGGUCAACCGGUGCUGGUUUACGCUGUCCAAGGUGGUCACAUGGAAGUUAUAGUGCUACUUCUUAACAACGGCGCUGACGUUGAUGCGGAGACUCCAAGCGGUCGCACACCGCUGACCUUUGCCGUGGAGCAAGGCGACAAAGAAAUCGUUCAGGUACUGUUGGAACAUAGUGCUAAGCUCAACUACAGUGAUAAGGGAGGUCGUUACCCGAUGUAUUGGACCGACAAUCGAGACAUGAUAGAUUUUCUUUUCAAGAAGGGAGCUUGUGGUGUCUCCUUUUUCAAAACGAAGUCACGCAACAUCUGCGAUCAGUUUUCUAUGUGA